AUGACUUAUCUUGUGUCUUUAUUUCUUUUAGGGUUGGUUUUAGGGCUUGUAGCUGUUGCAUCCAAUCCUGCGCCCUACUUUGCUGCUUUGGGAUUGGUUGUAGCAGCAGGUGUAGGUUGUGGUGUUUUGGUGGGUCACGGGGGGUCUUUUCUAUCUUUGGUAUUAUUUUUGAUUUAUUUGGGGGGAAUGCUUGUGGUAUUUGCUUAUUCAGCAGCUUUAGCUGCUGAGCCUUUUCCUGAGUCUUGAGGGGAUCGUUCGGUUUUAGGUUAUGUGGUAGUGUACAUGGCGGGGGUGAUAUUAGUGGCAGGGUUAUUUUGGGGUGGAUGAUAUGAAACUUCAUGAGCAGUGGUGGAUGAGUUUAAGGAGCUUUCUGUCUUGCGUGGGGAUACGAGCGGGGUGGCGCUGAUGUACUCUCAUGGAGGGGGAAUGUUAAUUGCGUGUGCUUGGGUACUGCUGCUAACACUUUUUGUGGUGCUGGAAUUGACACGGGGGUUGAGUCGAGGGGCGCUUCGAGCAGUCUAG
Molecule: messenger RNA, 522 nt
Organism: Oncorhynchus gorbuscha (pink salmon)
Lineage: Eukaryota; Metazoa; Chordata; Actinopteri; Salmoniformes; Salmonidae
Source: the annotation of a RefSeq genome assembly